Molecule: messenger RNA, 2668 nt
Organism: Cuscuta campestris
Lineage: Eukaryota; Viridiplantae; Streptophyta; Magnoliopsida; Solanales; Convolvulaceae
Source: the annotation of a GenBank genome assembly
CCCAAAGGGAUUCAGUUUCCUUCUUCGAUAUGACUUCCUUCUUCUGUCGCCAACAAGAAAUGUAAACGCCUCCCAACUGCCUAAACUCAGCCGUCGCCCAUCUCUCUCUCUCUCUAUAGAUUUGCAGAAGCUUCCUUUUGAAAACUCUCCAUCCAAAUUCAACUCCCUCCUCCAUUAAUACCCCUCCCUCGCCAUCAUCCUCACCAACCGCCUCCGCAACCAACCAAGCUCCGGUUCAGUGGUUCUUCGCCGGCAAAUGGCCGCUUCUAUUCACGCCAUCGCUGCUGCUCUCGCCAUAGUCGCGGUUGCGCUUCCCUGGUCUGCCACCGCCGAUUUUUCUCUCGCGCCCCUGUUAUCCCCCAUUUUCGGUAUCUAACUUCACUUCAAUUUCCAUUGUUAAGCUGACAAGAUGUGCUUGUUCAUAUGACUCGUAAUCAUUUAACUCAACUUGUACCGGUUUAGGGAUUUUUAUUUGGGGUUUGAUCGAGUUUACCUAAUGUAGCGUUUGUUAAUGAUUGGCAUAUAGUUUUUCCCAGUUCAAUUCAAUUUAAUUCAACACUUAAAAUUACAAAUAAUUUUCACUUCUGUUCUAUGUGUAUUACUCCGUAUCAUGACUUUGCGUCCUAGCUAGUAGAAUGAACUAGACCUGGCAAUCGGGUCAAUCGUAUGAAUUAUGAAAUCAAUGAAUGUUAGAGUAUAUAUAUAUAAACCUUUCCUGGGCCACAAGCAUAAGCUUGAACUUUUGGCUGUGUUGGUUCUUUGACAUGGUAUCGGUCUAUCGGAGCCUUAUUGACCAAGAGGUCACGAGUUCGAAACUCACCGCUACCGAAAUUUUAAAUAUAAGCUUUCAGUGCAGGGCUCGAAGAAGUCACGCUUGCACGCGAGGAUGCGUGUUAGAGUAUAUAACAACCUUUCUUGGGCCAAGACCAUAAGCUUAAGUUUUUGGUUGAAUUGGUUCCUUACAAUGAAACUUCAUUUUUGCUGGAUUCGUGCAUAUAUCGGUAGGUGGUGUGUGCAAAGGAGGUCUAUGUGGAAAAGGGAAUUGCAAGGAAUCAGCAAGUGGCGGUUUAGGUUAUGAAUGUGAAUGUGAUCCGGGUUGGAAACAAGCUAGGUCUCAAAACGACACUUUGUUCAAGUUUCUGCCUUGUGUUAUCCCCAACUGUUCUGUUGAUUUAUCAUGUGGAGAAGGACAAGCACCUGCUCCUGCACCAGAAAAAAAUGUCAACACAUCAAUUUUAGAACCCUGCCACUGGGCAAAUUGCGGAGGUGGCUCGUGCAACAAGACUGGUGCAGUAACCUAUACUUGUAUAUGCAAAGAGGGAUACUUCAAUCUGCUUAAUUCCACCGGUCUCCCUUGCGUCAGAAAAUGUGCACUUGGAAUGGACUGCAAAAAUCUGGGAUUCGGCUUAACAAACAACUCAAUUAGUCCUCCACCCCCAAGCUCAUCUGAUGGUAGUAGCAAAGCUUGCUCAAUCAUGGGAGAUGGAUUUUUCUGGAAGGUUAUUGCAGCAACAUCGCUGGCCAUAUUUUUCUUGAAUUAGAUGUAAAGGAUGUAGAUACUAUAUAUGGAGUAUAAAUGGAUAAACACGAUAUUCACGUUUUCACAGUUAGCUUCGAGCAGCUUUUAAUAUUUACUUUGACAAGUUUUGGGUUACCCCGAGUAUAGAAAAUACAAAUCAGUAUACUCAACUUGUUGUAUCAUGUUGUGACUUUUUGUAUACGUCCUAUAUUCAUCAUUUGGUUUUGGGUAUUCCAUGUGUGGGAAAUUGAAAUUGGUGUGCUUAUUCAUGCUUGGGGAUGUAUUAAUAUUUUCUUUGUCUGAUUUGGUAUUCCUUGCUGCAAUAUACGGAGUACUUCGUAUGUCUUUUGGAUUUAAUGUGUGUAUUGAUAGAUAAAGUGUGCAACAAAGUGGGAUGUGGAAAAGGGAGUUGCAGGGCAUCAGGAAGUAGUGUUUUAGGUUAUGAAUGUGAAUGUGAUCCUGGCUGGAAACAAACUCUUCUUCAAAGCGACACUUCUUUCAAGUUUCUGCCUUGUGUUAUCCCCAACUGUUCCAUCAACUACUCGUGCGGAGAAGGAGCCCCUGCCCCUGCACCAGAUAAAAGAGCCAACACGUCAAUCUUUGAACUUUGCAAUUGGGCGGAGUGCGGAGGGGGAUCGUGUACCAAGACUUCUGCACUAACCUACACUUGUGAAUGCAGGAAGGGUUACUUAAACCUUCUCAAUAUCACCACUUUCCCUUGCUUCAAAGAAUGUUCAAUUGGAAUGGACUGUAACUUAACAAACAGAUCUUCUGGUUCAACUUCAACCCCUAGCGUAUCGAAUAAUACCAACAAAGGCAGCUCGAUGAUCGUUGGUGGCGGCUUUGUGUGGAAUGCCAUUGCAGCAACAUCUUUGGCCAUGUGUUUGUUCAAGUAGAUGUUGAAGAUGGAUUAGAUUUGUGUGACAAAUUAUAUUCUAUCGUGAAUCUAAGGUCCGGACCAUUGUGCACCCACCGAUAAGAUUGACAUGUAGAGAAUAUUUGCUUAGAGUUUAGAUGAUCAAAUUUUGUUUUUAUAUAAAAAAUAGAAAAUUAGAUUUUUUAUGUAAUCGUCUACAACACUAGAAGAGGCUAACUAAAAAAACUAUCUAAAAAUAGAUGAGUAAUGUCAAAUAAUCGCAAUGUCAUCAG